Hyphopichia burtonii NRRL Y-1933 is the source of this 856-nucleotide messenger RNA. Its product is annotated as putative 3'-5' exonuclease. The transcript has a single exon. NCBI's taxonomy places the organism in Eukaryota, Fungi, Ascomycota, Pichiomycetes, Serinales, Debaryomycetaceae. The record is from RefSeq and is a predicted model, not a curated record. Gene Ontology annotation, molecular function: 3'-5' exonuclease activity; nucleic acid binding. Gene Ontology annotation, cellular component: nucleus. Gene Ontology annotation, biological process: rRNA processing; ribosomal large subunit assembly. Bases 24 to 833 code for a protein of 269 amino acids.
CCUUUCUUUAACAAUACAACGGCAUGAGUUAUUCCCUGAAUUGGAAAGCUCUCAGCUCCAAACUCAACAAGCAGUCGUCAAAGAAGAGCCUGCAAAAUGGUAUCAAGAAGAAGAAAUCUCCAAAAACACAGCAUAAAGAUAUAGCAGCAUCAACCAAGAUAACAUCAGCUAUAAGUAAGUCCAAUGAUGUAAAAGUCAUCGAUCACGAGAUACUUUCACCUCUUGAGGCUGCAUUGUGGUCCAAAGAAAAUGAAAUAACUGCCGGUGAUAUACCACGUACGCCUCAGGCUAUCAAGAUUUCGAAUAAUAGUAAGCAUCAACGUAAGAAAGGACCCGGGAAGUACUUAUCGAUGGAUUGCGAGUUUGUAGGCGUUGGUCCAGAAGGAAAGGAAUCGGCUUUGGCCAGAGUAUCUAUUGUUAAUUUCUAUGGGGUUGUGAUCUUAGACACUUUUGUCAAACCAAGUGAAAAGGUUACUGAUUGGAGAACUUGGGUAUCGGGAGUUAGUCCUUUCAAUAUGAAAGAUGCCAUUACUUUUCAAGAAGCUCAAAAAAAAGUGGCCGAUCUUUUAAAAGAUAAGAUUUUAGUAGGGCAUUCAGUGAAUCAUGAUUUAGAAGCAUUAUUCUUAUCUCAUCCAAAAUUCAAAAUACGGGAUACUUCGAAAUAUGGUCGGUUUAAAGAAGUCUCAAAAGGAAAAGCACCUGGUUUACAGAUGCUUUCUGAGCGGUUUUUGAAUGUAACCAUUCAGACUGGGGCACAUUCAUCAGUUGAAGAUGCUAGAGCCACAAUGGCUUUAUUCAGAAUGGUGAAGAAAGACUUUGAAAAAUCAUUUUAAUUCUCGAUUUAUUUCUUUUCAUU